GUGAUAGCUACAUUUGACACAAUAUAUAUGGACCCAAAAAUUGUGUGGAAACAGUGAAACUACAAUCCGUUGGCUGGUGCUUUUUGAGUGUCAUCAGAAUGUCAUGCAUGGUAUGGAUAUCCAAGCGUUACCUUUAGUAAGCAAGCCAUAUACCCCAAAAAUAUUUGGGAAAGCGAAAGUUUGAGCAAAAACAGUUAGCUAGUAGGUAGAUGUGGGUAAAUCUUUGUGGAUAUAGCUAACGUACAACCACUGUUAGCUAUUUUAUAAGAACAAAAACUAUAGCUACCAGCCUGACAAGUGAAGAUGGCGACAAUUGUACCGGAAGUUGUGCAGUGCACCAUACUGAAUUUGAAUUUUAUAAGUUGUACUAACAGUUGAGGAGCUGGCUACUAGGUAGCACACGAUAUGUCUAUGCGUUGUUAAAUUGCUAUAUUUCUCAUGACACACGAUAGUAUUUGUCGGGUACGAAGGAUAGUUUGCUAGACAAAGUUGCAGUAAUGCCGAUACAUUGAGCAGAUUUUGCCUAUUGAAUAUGACCUCGUUACCGUCACCCCAGCAGUACCCAGCAUCAAGCUCAGCAUGCAGCAUAUUACCUGGGGAUGGGAGUCAAGUGCAUCCCAAAGCCCCUCUCCUGCAGAUUCUGCGUGUGGCUGGAGCCCAGGAGGACAUCUUUACCCUCAAGGAGGUGAUGCACUACCUGGGCCAGUACAUCAUGGGGAAGCAGUUGUAUGAUAAACAGAGGCAGCACAUAGUGCACUGCCAGGACGACCCACUGGGAGAGCUGCUGGAGGUCGAGAGCUUCUCCGUCAAAAACCCCAGUCCAGUCUACGAGAUGCUGAAGAAGUAUUUAGUUGUGCUGAAUUGUUCGGACGCUGCAGAGAGUCUUUCUGUGGGACGUGAGUGUGUAGAGGGCGGAGUGGAGGACCGCGGUCAGGUGUGUGGGGGAGUGGCCAAGGCGGACCUGGAAGUGGCCAGUGACGAGGCCCUCCCCAUGCAGACCCCGUCUCAGAGACGACCCCGGGAGCCUGACGAAGACUCUUUAGAUGCUUUGCCCCAGUCGGCCUGCAAACGGCCCAAGCUCGACGUCACCCUUGACGAGUGGGACCUCUCAGGGCUGCCCUGGUGGUUUCUUGGUAAUCUGCGUAACAACUACAGUCGCAGAAGCAACGGCUCUACGGACAUCCACACUAAUCAACUGUCUCCUGCGCAGGAUGAGGACACAGCGAUCGUGUCGGACACGACGGACGACCUGUGGUUCCUGACAGAGGGGGGGAGUGAACAGGUGAGUGUUGAAAUGAAGGAGGCCGUGCUGGAAGAAGGGAGUGGAGGAGAGGGAGAGCCACCACCCGAAGAGGAGGGAGGAGGAAAAGAGGAAAAGGCUGAUAAGGAGAUGCAGGAGGAGCCAGAUGAAGACUCGCAGUGUCUGAGUGACGAUACGGAUACAGAGAUCUCUACACAGGAUGCAUGGCAGUGUACAGAGUGCAGGAAGUACAACUCUCCUCUCCAGCGCUACUGCGUACGCUGCUGGGCUCUACGCAAGAACUGGUACAAAGACGUCCCACGGUUGGUCCACUCACUCUCCGUCCCCGACAUCCCAGCAUGCAGUUCUCUGGCCCCGCGCGACGAUGAGGAGGAAAGCGACACAGGCAUCGAUGUCCCAGACUGCCUCAGGACCGUGUCCGACCCAGUCAUCCUGCCCUCCCACUCCACCCCCGACCGCCCGCUGCCCCCCGGUGUUCCAGGGAAGGGCAAGGGUCCCAGGCCGCGCGGCCUGCCCAGGGAGGAGCAGCUCUCUGGGGGAGAGAGUCAGGAAAGCCUGGGGAUGGAAGUGGAGGUUAGGCCCGAGGCUCUGUUGGAGCCCUGUAAGCUGUGUCGGAUGCGUCCGCGUAACGGGAGUAUUAUACACGGCCGCACGGCUCACCUGCUAACCUGCUUCUCCUGCGCCAGGAGGCUCCACAAGUUCCACGCUCCAUGUCCCGGCUGUGGACAGAUCAUACAGAAGGUUAUAAAGACAUUCAUAGCCUGAGAGGAUUGGAACACACAGACGUAAUGUACAAGGUUAUUUAAAAUUGGAAAAAGACACAAUCACUUGCAUCAAAACCCACUCAUACGCCCCAGAGACACACAGAGUGUAGCACUUAGAAGAGCAUGUUCCCUUUUGCUCUCUGUUGCCUUGUAUUGUGUUUGCAUCACACUGCCUCUGAGCUAUGGCGCUAGUAAUGGAAGGUACAAACCCAGCAAUUUAUUUCUUGAAGUAUCCAACUAUAUACUUUUCUCUGUGCCACAUUUCAUGAAAGUCAUUUGCCACUAAAUGUAACAUCCUAGGUAUUUAUUUAUUUGAGGGCCAAGCAGCACUGUACAUAUGAAAACGCAGCUGUCAUUGAAGUUAAUUUUGACAGACAACGAUAUGUGAGACUUACGUUUUUGUUCCCGACAGAAGACCUGUGGACAUUUGUUUCCUAUUGGCCGCUGUUGUAAGUGUCCAGAAAAUGCUUUCUGCCAGUUAUCAGGCUGCUGACGUGUUUGCUGCCAUACGCUAUGUUUUAUCCCUUAAAGACCGCUCUUCUCUCCCUAGGUUAAGAUGGUAAGCUAGCUACACACUGGCUGACUACAGCUCCUCCAGUGAGUGCAGGUAUGAAUUCUCAUUGCCAUGUGUAUUCAUGGAGCCUCAGUGCCUCAAUGCUUUGGUGGUCCUCCUCUUCUCCUGUUUGGUCCUUUGUUUUUCUUUUAUAAUUUCUCUGCAGUGUUUUGUUAGUGUGUUCUUGAAAAACGAAGACAAGGGGGAUCGAAAGGAGAUUUUCGAUACAUACUUUAAAAAAAAAUCUGAUUUAUUGACAACGUUUUGGUUGCAAGGCCUAUUUUCAAGAUAAAUCAAUAAGAAACAUCUCCUUUUUAUCCCAUUGUCAUUGUUUUUCAAUAGUAUACAUACCCCCAGGGAGAAGUCUUUACCCUGCAGCACUGAUCAGAAUGCUUUGUUGUCUUACUGUCCUUGUACUCACAAUGCAAGGGAAUGUACUGCUCAGAUAAAUGUAUUUGCCUCUGUUCAAAGGCUAGUUAGUAAAAAUUUGUUGAUAUUAACGAUAACCAGUCUGAAAUAUAGUUGAAGAGGCACGUCUAGAGCCCACAAUGUGGAGUUUUUGUAAAUUAGCCCAUUUCAAUAAGGAAAUACACUAUAUACAAAAGUAUGUGGACACCCCUUCAAAUGAGUGGAUUCAGCUAUUUCAGCCACACCCGUUGC
Molecule: messenger RNA, 3238 nt
Organism: Coregonus clupeaformis (lake whitefish)
Lineage: Eukaryota; Metazoa; Chordata; Actinopteri; Salmoniformes; Salmonidae
Gene: mdm4
Product: MDM4 regulator of p53
Exons: 11
Coding region: 533-2026 (497 amino acids)
Biological process (GO): regulation of cell cycle; negative regulation of apoptotic process; protein ubiquitination
Cellular component (GO): nucleus
Molecular function (GO): ubiquitin-protein transferase activity
Source: RefSeq, a predicted model, not a curated record